Rhagoletis zephyria (snowberry fruit fly) is the source of this 402-nucleotide messenger RNA. RefSeq lists its product as uncharacterized. Gene Ontology annotation, molecular function: nucleic acid binding. The record is from RefSeq and is a predicted model, not a curated record. Lineage: Eukaryota; Metazoa; Arthropoda; Insecta; Diptera; Tephritidae. Gene Ontology annotation, biological process: DNA integration.
AUGCCACCGCAUAAACCAAGUAAUGAGAGCACCAAAACACCUCACGGCGAAUAUAGAGAACCAAAACGACCGGGUAGGCAAUUAUCGAUUGACUUCGUCGGUAAGCUGCCCAUGUCUAAAAAUCAUAACCAAUGGAUCUUCGUAGCCAUCGACUGUUACUCGCGAUAUGUCUGGGCGCAGCCCAUGAAAAACGCAAACGCCAUAUCCGUAGUCAAUUAUCUUCGACAUAUAUUUACGGUGAAUGGCUGCCCCGAACUCAUUAUAUCAGAUAAUGGUACUCAAUUCAUCAGUCAAACUUUCGCACAGCUUUGCGCCGAUUAUAACAUCAAACACAUGAAAACGCCUUUGUUCCAUUCACAAGCCAAUCAGGUCGAGGAUACAAACAAAAGCAUUAAACUUUGA